AUGGGAAGGCAAGACUGGACGCCUUUGGAUUGGGCGAUUGCCUUUGGUGACCCUGACAUUGUGCGGUUCAUGUUGAUCAAAGGCGCAGAAUCUCUACCUUCAGCUCCACAUCCGACGAAGUCUCCAGAGGUUGACAGACUCUUGCGUGAUCCCCAGCCUAGGCCGCGCUGGUAUUCCAGGGAGAACCCACUAUCGGUGUGGUCGAGUAGGCCAAAGCUCAAAUUUACACCCUUCGAGGCCGCUUGCAAGCGUUUCAGCGUGAGCCUGGUCGAUUUCUAUCACCAUGACGGAGGCAUAUACCCUCUGGAAAUGAACGGCCGCUCGGUAUUCGAUGUCAUCUAUGACCCGGAUUUGGGCCCAAACAAAAUCAUGGAAUAUGCGCGAGAGAGCGUCGGAGACCAUCCCGCUAUGCAGAACCACCAUCGUUUCAGAUGGAUCCAUUUACCGGCAAACAAUUGGAAAUGGGUUCGGGAUCUCAUGAAGCGCAUCUGCUACCACACGAAGCAGGAGAAAGAAUGCUGGUCGUUGCAGAAAUUUGUGGAGGCCAACCGUCGCGAACACUUGGGAAGACCGCAAUCUCGUUUCAUGUUUACUGAUGUCCGGAUCGAGAACACAAGGGCAGGUAAGAGCCGUAGCGAGACAAAUGGCCCGAGCAUGGCUCUACAGAAUGCAGGCACCGGAAGUGACGAGUUCUGUCAUCUGCUGGGUCGAAGAAUGGCGAUCUAUAUGCCGUUUAUCACUGUUGAAACCGUUCAAGAGCAACAACUAUUACAGCAUGCAUGUCAAGAGGCUAUCGCAAACGGCCUAACUUCCAAAAACGUUCAUGCGCUCGAGAACCUACAGGAGAUUGCAAAUGCCCAAAGGGAUGCUGUUCCAUUUCUCACUGAAGACUCUCACGGAGAUCUCAGAGCCUUGUACGAAGCCAUUGCCGCUUCGAACUGGAACCUGGGCGGUAGGACAACCAAGGUUCUUGAGCGCCUCGUGAAAGCCUUCAAACGUGCUCCUAACUCGGGUGAUUGGACAUUGGAACGAACCUCAGGGUACGAUUUUAGCGGGCUAGAUCUGAAAGAGGCUAUUGAGGAGCAGAAAAAGAUAUCGGGCCCUUAUCACCCCAAUGACUCUGCACAGAAAGUGUUGUUGCGACACUAUCUCAGGGCUGGCGAACCAAACGCUCUUCACAUCCGCCGGACCCUGGAUCAGUACUACUACCCUGCGCUUCCAGAGGAUCGUACAAAAUGCCGCGAUGGAGACCAGGUGGUUUACCGCUUUCAAUAUAGGGAGCUCAGAAAAGCUAGAAAAGACCUUGGGCCUGAGACACUCCGCAAUCUUCGUAUUUGUACAAUUGAUCAGUUAUGGCUGUGGGUUAUUGACGAAAAAACGCUCAUCACCUGCUUUCCCCAAAGAUGGAGCCAGUCCAACCCGCAGGAGACCGAUACGAACAGCGGGCCCCCAGACGUGCUUGAGUUCGUUCGCGAUCGCAUUCACAGCGAUGUAAAUCUGGAGCUGAACUCGGUUUACCACCUUGCUACAUUCAUCACUACUCUCUGCACUGCGUUCGUGGAUGAGUGCACAGCAGAACCGUCGACCAGCCCGGAAACGUUUCUUCAAAUCUUCGCGAACGCUAUUGGUAUCGAAAGUGACGACGAGUCAAAUCACUUCGAGGAAUUCAAGAAUAGUGUCAAGGAACUCGAGAAAGGCCCGCUGGGCGAGGACGAUGCAAAGGUCCAGGAAGGCUCACUUGAUAGUAGUCUGAAAAUCAGCAAAGAAGUUGAUUGUUUGAACGAGGUCAAGGAUAUCCGGGACGAGCUCAAAAUCAUUUCCAACAUCUUCAGCCACCAGAAAUUUGUGCUUGAAGAGCUACGAAAAGAAGCGUCCAGAGAGUCUUCAACAGCAUCCCGAGAUGCUGAGUGUCUGCAUUCCAACUUUGUCUCCGAGUUACCAGAGUAUAGUGAUCUGGAGACCCGAUACGACCAAGUCAAAAAGAUGGAAGAUGAUGCUAAGGCUGUCUACGUUCGGCUAAACCACCUUCUGGAUCUUAAACAAAAACAUGCCAACUUUCUCGAAGCGGGAUUGGCUCGAGGACAAGCUCAGGAAAUGGCCAACCAGACAUCCAAGUUGAAUCAGCAAGCGAUAGAGUCCGGGAAAGAAGCAAAGACGAUCCUGUUUCUGACGUUCGUCACCAUUGUCUUUGUAAGACAGGCUCCUUAG
This is a messenger RNA of Cladophialophora carrionii CBS 160.54, 2208 nucleotides long. RefSeq lists its product as uncharacterized. The record is from RefSeq and is a predicted model, not a curated record. The transcript has 9 exons. Bases 1 to 2208 code for a protein of 735 amino acids. NCBI's taxonomy places the organism in Eukaryota, Fungi, Ascomycota, Eurotiomycetes, Chaetothyriales, Herpotrichiellaceae.